Molecule: messenger RNA, 2691 nt
Organism: Durio zibethinus
Lineage: Eukaryota; Viridiplantae; Streptophyta; Magnoliopsida; Malvales; Malvaceae
Source: RefSeq, a predicted model, not a curated record
CCAUCAAAGAAAAUCCUCCCUUCACUUCUCUCUUUCACAAACACAGAAACAUCGAGCAUGGCUUCUUCUCCUUCAUAUUUGCUGCUACCCGUCGGUAAGACCAACUCUUUCUUUUACUUUCUUCUACUUACUCUCCACUGAGUGCAAUGAGUUUAGAGGACGAAAUGAGAAUGGAGGAUUUUCAAUUUUAUGUUUUUUUUUUGGGGGUUUUCCGCCUUUCAUGGUAGAAAUCACUUAUCUUUGAUACAAGCCUACAACCUUGUUUGGGUGGUUCAGCUUUUGAAUUUUACACUGAAUGCAACUGCGUUAGGUUCUGCAUCUGGGAAGAGUCUGUCUGCCAGUCAUCUGGUCCUCUCGAACGUCAGGGCUCAAGCUCCGAUUGUUAGGUGCUUAAGUUGCAAGAGGACAAGAAAAUACAGCAAUGGACUGAAUUUGGUUACGCGGAGGGAUAUGAUAGGGUUGCUUUUUGGAGCUUCAAGCAUCUUGUUGAACUCACCAUAUGCCAAUGGUGCUGGCUUGCCUCCUGCAGAAAAGCCGAUACUAUGCGAUGAUGCCUGUGAAAAAGAGCUUGAAAAUGUACCUAUGGUAACUACAGAAUCUGGUUUACAGUACAAGGAUAUUAAAGUUGGUGGAGGCCCCACUCCUCCGGUUGGUUUUCAGGUGGCUGCCAAUUAUGUUGCCAUGAUUCCUUCCGGACAAAUAUUUGACAGUUCACUGGAGAAAGGUCAGCCCUAUAUAUUUCGUGUUGGCUCUGGUCAGGUGAUCAAGGGCCUUGAUGAGGGCAUCUUGAGCAUGAAAGUUGGAGGGAAGCGCAGACUUUAUAUUCCAGGACUGCUGGCAUUCCCAAAGGGUCUAUCUUCAGCUCCAGGGAGACCAAGGGUAGCUCCAAGUAGUCCAGUCGUUUUCGAUGUGAGUUUGGAAUACAUACCUGGACUUGAAGAUGAAGAGUGACAGAAUUUCAUUCUCUUUUUUGUAUUUAUUCCUUUACUUUAUACUUCGAUAAUUGAGGGAUUUGAUAAUUGAGGGAACCAUAAUAGAGGUUGCAUUGAUUCCAAUUAUUCAUUUUUUUUUCCAAAAAAUUCCACAAUCGUUAUAGAAGAAGUUUGAUUCUUUGAGUUGUCAUCUAAUGCCAGAAAGGUACACUCCAUUUAAUAAACCAGGCUCAGAAAGUUAGGAUAGAUUGACAAGGAAAACUUGCUAGUUAGAAAAGUGGAGAGAAUCUGCACUGACGGUGGUGUUUCGGCCCCCCAAAACGAGGCUACAGCACAGAGCGAAUAAAUCCCACCACACUAGGGUUCAUCACUGAAGGGGCACUUAUAAAUGCACUCUAUAUCGUGUAAUCUACAAUUGUAAUCAGCUUCUCAAAUAUGGUGCAUUAAAAACAUCCGAUUUAGUUUCUAUUUCACAGUUGUAUAUUAAACUUACUCUAUACAUGAAUUCGUUGGGUUCAGCUACAUAAACGAUUCUCUUUCAAAUUUAACCAUUUUUGAGGCAAAAUUUUAUGUAGUUGCUGAGCAAGACUUACAGGCCAACUCAAAUCUUGAGAUCUAUACAUCUAAAAUAAAAAUAAAUAAAUUUCUCUCAGCGGCUCAAGCAUGUAUAUCCACAACAGUUCUAGCUAACUCGCACCUUAGUUUUCACCUACAUGCAUAGUGCACAGAUAAUUGUAGAUGACAUCAAGUCUCAGCAGCAUAACCAAACUACAACUAUAAGUCACUGUCUAAAUCUAGGCAUGUAUCUAUAUAUAGCGUUUUCCUGAAUAAGGGAAGCAUUUAGCAUGUACGCAUGCAUAUUAUUAUAGUUUAGGAACAGAUUGAGAUAAUGAGAAAGAUUAACAAGAUAAAGAUGCAGUUGAUAAUUGAAAAAUGAAACCUUAACAUCAAGCCUCCCAAAUUAGAGGAGAUAGAAUGAAUCUGAACUUGAAAAAAUCUAAAUUUAAAUUCCAAACCUCAAUCGACUAAAAAAUUAAAGAUCCAAAACCUGAAAAAACUCGAAUCUAAGAUCAAUCCCAUCAAAACUCGUAAUAACCCGAAAUUAUACUAGACAUGUAAAUUUUAGUUACCAACUUCAUUAAAUAUGUAAAUUUUAGUUACCCACUUCAUUCUAACCCGAGCAUGUAGACAAACCUGACCAAAAGUUGAUAUAACAUGACCCAAAAACAGCUCAAUUUGGUCAGAGCUUGAAAUGAUCUGAAUGCGAUAUAACUUGAGCUCGAAACAAUCAGAACCAACCUGUCAGUUCACCACCUCUACCACAAAUCCCCCACCCCACACGAGAAAGGGCCAUGGAGAAGCUAUGGAUUGUAUUAAAAAACUCUUAUUGACUAAAUGCUGGUGGAAUUUUGAGAUGAGUACAUUUCCAACUUGUAGAAAGGAAUGGAUGCUAAAAGUGCCUUAGGUACAGUGAUAUUGAAUUACCUAUUGUGAGAUCAUGACACUACACACUAUAAAAUUAUCGGCUAAAUGCUCAAUUUAAACAUGAUUCCUCAAUUCAGGACUAAACGUAUUUUUUUAUAUGAAUAAGAAUUAAAGUUAUCGACUUAUUACAAUUUAGGAUCUUUUCAAAUCAAAAUAAGAUUAUAAAAGACACACAUGGUUAAGUUGGCAAAAUAUAACAUAGUUAGCAAAAAAAAUAAAUCUGACAACUGGCUUGGGAAAAUAAUUAAAUUUGACUGCUUACAUGGCAAAAAAG